AUGACUUCGACCGUAGACAGUGUGAUCAAUGCUCUAGAGAUGGAUUCCUGUCCCGAUCCUCCGCGGACUGACAAUACAAGAAUUGCUGGUACUGCUGGUGGUUUUUCUGCGGCGGAUUCCUGUUCCAAUCGUGUGCGGAGUGACAAUACAAGAAUUGCCAGUGCUGCUGGUUUUAGCAUGAGUUAUCCAAAUGCUCAGUCAAAUAGGAAGGAUUCGCCAUUUUACUCGCUUUUGGAUGUGAGGCACAUACCACCACCACCACCACCUACAAUGCCGCAUAUUUGGCAAUAUCCGGAGUACCGAACCUUUGCCUCUAGGUAUGCAACGUUUCAAAACUGGCCAAAAUACUUAAGGGGACCCAGCAAAACAGACUUGGCGCGAGCAGGAUUCAUCUACACUCAGUAUGGCGAUAGAGUGACCUGUUUUUGUUGUGGAAUGACAUUGAGUGAAUGGGAACCAGUGGACGACGCCUAUCGAGAACAUCUACGCUGGUCCAGAUAUUGUCAUUUUGCUCAAACGGUGGGUAGCAUGUGUUUUCUUAAGAUCACAAAAAUGGCAUCGCCUAGCCCUAGCCCAUCUAAAUUAACAAGCCCAGCUAAAACUCCCAACCCUGCUAAGAAGCGACAGUCCAUGAUUGGAUACCAGACAGCAGAGGUGCCAGGAACCUCCACCAAGGAAAAUCCUCUGAGUCCCAUAAAUGACAAUAUCUAA
This is a messenger RNA of Magallana angulata, 711 nucleotides long. RefSeq names its product baculoviral IAP repeat-containing protein 3-like. Bases 1 to 711 code for a protein of 236 amino acids. The transcript is spliced from 3 exons. Lineage: Eukaryota; Metazoa; Mollusca; Bivalvia; Ostreida; Ostreidae. Gene Ontology annotation, cellular component: spindle microtubule; nucleus; cytoplasm. The record is from RefSeq and is a predicted model, not a curated record. Gene Ontology annotation, biological process: regulation of cell cycle.